AGCCAUCCGAAAUCGACAUAUAACUCUGUCCCUACUCUGCUCAUGCUCUGCUCUGAAAGAACCGCACCGAAAAAAAAAUUAUGACAUUUGGCAACUGCGCAAACGAGCAUUACGAAGGCGACAUUUAAUAACGAUUCAUUCCAAGGGGCAAAUCUGGCAAGCGCAAAUAUUUUCUUGGAUUUCAACUUGAAGCAUGUUACGACGAUCUCUGCUUUAACAUUAAUUAAGCUUCUAUUUGUGUUUGAGUGUAAUUUCGAUUUUCCUGCAACUAGGCACGAUUUUCGUUCAAAUGGAGAGCGUUGUCAAAGCUGUUGGCUUACCUGUAAAUUUCUCAGAAGAAGUUGAGGAUGACCCGGGGAAGAAAAACGAAGAAAAAAGUCCAUCCCACAAGUUCGAUAACACUCGGAAACGACGGUACAGCUCAGACGAGGAAUAUAGAAGCCGAGAAAGGAGAGACCGUUAUGAGAUUGGAUCACGAUAUUGGGGAGAUGAAGGGACCAAAUCUCACCGCAGCAACAUUUUGAGAGAACCAGAUCAUCAUUCAAAAAAAAGGGUAGAUCACCAAAAAAAUCUUGAUGCAAAUUCCAUGAAUGAAGAAGGUGUGAAAGAGCAAAAAAAAGGGAAAGAGGUGGAUCCAAUUAUGACACGAACUGGAGGAGCCUACAUUCCUCCUGCCAGAUUAAGAAUGAUGCAAGCACAGAUAACUGACAAAUCCAGCUUAGCUUUCCAGCGUUUAUCUUGGGAAGCUCUAAAAAAGUCCAUUCAUGGGUUGAUCAACAAAGUUAAUGUGUCAAAUAUCCCUUUGAUUAUUACAUCUUUGUUUAAAGAAAACAUAGUAAGGGGCCGUGGCCUGCUAACUAGGUCUAUUAUUCAAGCUCAAGCAGCAUCACCAACUUUUACACAUGUGUAUGCUGCCCUUGCUGCAGUGAUCAACUCGAAGUUUCCAAACAUAGGUGAACUGCUACUAACUAGACUCAUUCUUCAAUUUCGACGUGGCUUUCGUCGUAACGAUAAACACAUAUGUAUGAGUUCCACAAGAUUUAUAGCUCAUCUAGUGAACCAACAAGUGGCACAUGAACUCUUGGCUCUAGAAAUUUUGACUCUCUUGUUGGAAAAUGCAACAGAUGAUUCAGUUGAAGUAGCAGUUGGAUUUUUAAAAGAAUGUGGUCAAAAGCUGGGUGAAGUUUCUCCUCGAGGACUAACAGCCGUAUUUGACCGCCUUCGGCAUGUUUUACACGAAGCGGAAUUAGACAAACGCGUGAAGUACAUGAUCGAAGUCAUGUUUCAAGUACGAAAAGACGGUUUCAAGGACAAUCCCGCCAUUGUGACGGAUUUGGACCUUGUGGAAGAAGAAGAUCAGUUCACUCAUCUGAUGUCAAUUGAAGAAGAAAAGCUUGAUCCACAGGAUAUGUUAAAUGUUUUCAAGCAUGAUCCAGAGUAUGAAGCCAAUGAAGAAAAGUAUCAAGCUGUAAAAAUCGAAAUCAUAGGUGAAGAUUCUGGCGAGAUCGAUGGUUUUGACGAAGAUAACGAAGAAUCGAGUGAAGAAAGUGCGACUGAGGAAGAAGCCAAAGAGGGUGACAUAGUUGAUGAAACGGAAACCAAUUUGAUAGCUCUUCGUCGAACGAUUUAUCUGACUAUCCAGAGCAGUUUAGACCACAAUGAGUGUGCUCAUAAAAUGAUGAAAAUGCAGAUGAAGCCAGGACAGGAAACUGAAUUAUGCCACAUGAUUUUGGAUUGCUGCACGCAACAGAGGACGUACGAGAAAUUCUUUGGACUUUUAGCACAAAGAUUUUGUCAGAUUAAUAAGGCCUAUAUCCCACCUUUCGAACAAAUUUUCCAUGAUACGUACGACACGAUUCAUCGGUUAGACACCAACAAGCUUCGCAAUGUUGCAAAAAUGUUUGCUCAUUUACUUUUCACGGAUGCCAUUAGUUGGCAAGUCAUGGCCAAUAUUCGGCUAACCGAGGAAGAUACGACAAGUUCUUCUAGAAUAUUUCUAAAAAUUUUAUUUCAAGAAUUGUCCGAGUACAUGGGUUUGAGCAAACUAAACCUGCGUCUCAAAGAUCCAACUCUACAAACAUAUUUCGAAGGCAUUUUUCCCCGUGAUGAUCCUCGGAACACUCGAUUCGCCAUAAAUUUCUUCACUUCAAUCGGCUUGGGAGGCUUGACAGACGAAUUGCGUGAACAUCUUCGAACGCACCCUAAACCACCGCCAGUCACAGUUCCUGCACCGGUAUCUACGCUGUCAGCUGCGGCCGCACAGUUAUUGUUGGAGUCUUCUGAUUCAAGUUCAUCUUCUUCCUCCUCGUCAUCAUCAUCGUCAUCAUCAACAACUUCGUCGUCGUCGUCGUCGUCGUCGUCGUCGAGUAAUGGAGAUGGCAAAAACAAAGGUUCGAGGAAGAAACACCGUGCCAAAGAUCAGCCGCACGACCGCCAUCAACCUGAUCGAAUAAGGAGCAACCGACACAGGCACUUUAAAGAAAAAGAUUCUAAAAGUAGUUUGCGCCGAUAAGGUGAAAGUGAUGAAUGCUUUGUGUUCAUGUUGCAAGGAAAUAUACUUCUUUUACCUCUC
Messenger RNA from Daphnia magna, 2572 nucleotides. RefSeq names its product pre-mRNA-splicing factor CWC22 homolog (gene ncm). Lineage: Eukaryota; Metazoa; Arthropoda; Branchiopoda; Diplostraca; Daphniidae. Gene Ontology annotation, biological process: mRNA splicing, via spliceosome. Gene Ontology annotation, molecular function: RNA binding; protein binding. The record is from RefSeq and is a predicted model, not a curated record. Bases 290 to 2512 code for a protein of 740 amino acids. The transcript has 9 exons. Gene Ontology annotation, cellular component: catalytic step 2 spliceosome.